This is a messenger RNA of Cimex lectularius (bed bug), 5653 nucleotides long. Its product is annotated as thioredoxin reductase SEP1-like. The transcript has a single exon. The coding region runs from base 1449 to 3215 and encodes 588 amino acids. Gene Ontology annotation, cellular component: cytosol; mitochondrion. NCBI's taxonomy places the organism in Eukaryota, Metazoa, Arthropoda, Insecta, Hemiptera, Cimicidae. The record is from RefSeq and is a predicted model, not a curated record. Gene Ontology annotation, molecular function: flavin adenine dinucleotide binding; glutathione-disulfide reductase (NADPH) activity; thioredoxin-disulfide reductase (NADPH) activity. Gene Ontology annotation, biological process: cellular response to oxidative stress; cell redox homeostasis; glutathione metabolic process.
CAAAAAAAGCAAACAAAAAAUUAAACUUCUAUGUAUAAAAAUGUUAUCAAAAACAAGCUUUAAUCACUUAGUCCAUUUUCAAUUUUGAAAGUCUUGAAUUUCUUGGUCAAUUUGGGUCCGCCUAUCAUAGCGGUUUUGGUCAGAGGUUUGUCGGUUCCAGAUUUUGAACAUCAAAGAUGGUUGGAUAUGGUAUGUGGGUCGGAAUAGUUUAAACACUAAAGUUUGUUUCAAAGGAGUAAGAACAGAGUAAAGAGAAAGAUCUGAUGGUUAGGGUUUGUGAGAGAUGGUUAAGGGUAAGUAGUAAAGAGGUUUAAGGCUUUGAAAAAAUUUGUGAAUACCAUAUUAUCAGCCAAGGGGUGACUUGUAAAACGAGUAACUUAACAAGAAAAAUAAAAAGUAAAAAAUAUCCUUCUUCUAACCCCCAAACUUGGGUGACCUUCACGAGGUCCAACCUGUCCACACAUCAUGUGGUCAAUAUCCCAAGUAGAAGUAUGGAUGCGAUCAAUAGAUAAAACGUUAGCCACAGGUUCGAGUACCACCCUGUUAAAGCCGCCCAGGCCUGGCGAUGGUCAACUAACACAUUCUGGUUGACUUUCAGGCGAGCUGAAUUAUUGCACCCUCUCUGAUGGAUGACCUGCAGGCAAUUGAUAAAAAUUCAAAGUCCCGCCAGCAUUGAACGUGUUAAGUGUGGAUAGAGGUGGUUUAAAGCCAGCCAGAAGAUGGUCUAAUAAUGAACAAACCAAACAAUAAGAAAAAUGAAUGUAAACACCGAAACCACAAUGACAAAAAAAUAAAUUAGAAAGAAAAUAUUCUAUAGGAAAUUCUGAAGACUAGGUGAAAUGGAGGAAAACAGUGUGAGGGAACAAAGAGAGAACGUAAUAAUAAUUAAUAAAUCUCCGUCUAAAACUCAAAAAUAGGUAAUAAGCCGGAGAAAAUGUUUAAAUAAAUAAAUAAAUAAAAUUGACUGAUGCAUCCUAAGUCAAACAUAAAUAUGAUCAAUCACAGGUUUGGGAAAAUCAUUUAUAUCAUCAAUCAAAUAUAAAUAAUCCAAUCAUCAUUGGAAUUUCCAGACAAUAUGUCGUCUCAAUGUAAAUAAUAAUGUUUGUUGAGAUUUUUUGGACCUGGUCCAAGGGUGACUGGACGUUUUGGUCUGCAAAAAUAGAAAUACAGGCAAGAAUAGAGCUUUUAUUUAUUUUCCUCCUUUCGCCUCGUCAUCCUUAGAACGACAAUUCCUUUGUCAAUACAUCGAUGGAGGGAAAGCAAUUUUUUUUACGUACAAGAACAAACAUAUGAUAAAAUGGGUUAAAAUAAAUUGUAAUAAUUAUACAUAAAACAAAUGGGGAAUUUUUAUCAUGGAUGACAAAUGAGAAAAUAAAUAUAUUUUAUAAAUAAUUUGACUUUAGUUUUCUACUUUUUCUGUACUUAGUUAAGUUAAAUAAUUGUUUAUAAUGCUAAGUAGCAGUAUGGAUGUGGCAGAGAUUGUAAAUAAUAUAAUAAGAAACCACAAGGUGGUAAUAUUCAGCAAGAGCUGGUGCCCAGUGUGCACCAAGGCAAAGAAGUUGUUCAAAAAGAUGGGCAUAGGGUAUAGCGCAAUCGAGCUGGACGUGCUCGAGAAUGGCCAGGAGAUGCACGAUGUCCUGAUCAAUAUGACGGGCCUGAGGACAGUGCCGAGCGUGUUUAUAAACCAGAAGCACAUCGGCGGAUUUAUGUCGCUCUUCCCAUAUUACGAAUGCUGCGUACUUAAGAGCAUGGUGUGUGGAUAUCCGACCGAGUUUGAGUAUGAUGUUGUUGUAAUAGGUGGCGGGCCGGCCGGCCUAGCGGCAGCGAAGGAGGCGGCCAUACUCGGCAAGUCAGUCGCAUUGUGCAACUUUGUCAUGCCAAGCCCUCAAGGUUCAAUGUGGGGAAUUGGAGGAACAUGCGUCAACGUAGGAUGCAUACCAAAAAUACUAAUGCGCCGGGCAGCAGACCUGCGCCAUCACCUAACCGAGGCGCCUUCUUUUGGUUGGGUCCAAUCCGCAGAACCAUCCAAUGAUUGGAAACAGCUCAUAGAAAACAUAAACAACUACAUACAAUCUCUCGUCGUUAAGAUAAUAGAAGAUCUGGACAAGCACAACAUCAAGAUUUUCACAGGAUAUGGCGAAUUCCUUGAUAAACACAAUAUCAAGAUAACGGAUGCAAACUGCAGUCACAAUCUGUUGAACGGGAUGUGCAUAGUGAUCGCAACCGGGUUGAGGCCGAUAUACCCUGACAUACCCGGUGCCAAAGAGUACGGUAUAACAUCUGACGAUGUGUUCAUGCUUCCGUAUCACCCUGAGAGUGCUCUCAUCAUAGGAGCAUCUUAUGUAGCGCUCGAAUGUGCUGGGUUUCUGAACGAUCUGGGUGUAUCUUGCACUGUCAUGGUGCGCUCGGUCUUUCUUAAGAAAGUCGACCGCGACAUGGCUGACAAAAUCGAACAGAUCAUGCAAAGUCAAGGUAUUAAUUUUAUCAAAGAUUGCACGCCGACUAGCAUUGAGCCAAACGGCCACAUGCUCACCGUAAACGCGACUCACAGUGACGGAACCGAGUUCCAAGAAGAUUACCACACAGUGCUUUUUGCAACUGGUCGAGGCACAAUGGUCGAAAACAUGAACCUGAGCAAGGUCGGAAUACUCUUAAAUGACAACAAGAAAAUUAUAGUGAACCACAAAAACCAAACAACAGUGCCGAAUAUAUUUGCGAUAGGGGAUGUCGCGGUGAAUGAUGUUGAGACAUCGCCUAUAGCUACAAAAGCCGGAAGGGUCCUCAUGCAAAGGAUAUUUGGACUGUCGAAGGAUACUGUAGACUAUAGCUUCAUACCGAUGGCGAUUUAUACCAUACCAGAAUAUGGCUGGGUAGGAGUGACGGAAGAAUUCGCCAAAGGGAUAUUCCAAAGUAUAACUGUGUAUCAUAACCUGUUCAUACCGGUCGAGAGGGCCAUGACAGACAGGUCGGAUUCGAUAUGCUACGCGAAAAUCAUAUGCAGUAUGACCUGUACGCGAGAGCGAGUCGUCGGGCUUCACAUCCUCGGGCCAAAUGCGGGUGAAAUAAUACAGGGCUUCGCUCUAGCCAUCAAGCUCAAAGCAACAAAAGAAGACUUCGACAACCUCGUAGCCGUCCAUCCGACCUGCGCCGAGGUGUUCACAAAGCUCAGAAAAAGAAGUCCAUCAGACCAAGAGCCAUUCGCUGAUAUAUUCUAAAUAAAAUAUUUUUUAUAAAUAUAACCACAGGUGAAAACUUUGCCUGACUGGAAAAAGCCUGGCUACGGCACUGAACGAUAAAUCCAGCCUAACACUUCCAACCAAUCAGUCCGACAUCAAUAAUCAUCACAAAUACAAAACAGUUAGAAGAAACAUCAGAAGCAACAGAUCUGACAGUAAAAAUCUUAUCCGUAAAAGAACACAGUUAUCAAAGUCGUACCAGUUUGAUUACAUUUGCAGUUUCUGUCUGACCCAUCAUCAUAUUCAGUAUAUUUACGAUAAAAAAAUUAACUGGUUAACAAUAUUGUUAGGCUAAUAGAAACAAAAAAAUAAAAUGUAGAUGUCCGACAGACUGCGUUUACCUUCCACCUCAACAAAUUAUUACUCGGUGUGUAAUUGUAUCGCAAUCUCUACUUAUUUAUAUUUUUUUUUAAUCUUUAUGCUUAGCCAUAUCUAAAAUUGAUCUAAAACAACAUCAGGUGUGUAACAUUAAAAUUUUCCCCUCUACGCUUUGCCAUUUCAGUUCUCAUCCGACAAAAAUCCUACUCAUUCCAAAAGAGCUUAGACGCUUUUCAUUUUGCCCAGAACAUUUCCUCCUCGUACGUUUUGAUUCUGAACACGUUUUCCAGUCUUUUUUGUUUCUAAAUGCCAUGAAACCAACUGUACCCAAUCAUUAGCAAUCCCAAUCUUCACAAUUGGUAAGGAAGCUAUCACCAUAUCAGGUGUACAACUAUCCACAUUACAAAACUAUUGGAUUAUCUAGAAUGUAUGUCUGUUUUUUUAUACUCCACACAGUAAACUUGUGCUAAGGGAGUUUAUGUCCUGCUAGUUCCAAUUAAAUUAUUACCUACAAUUCUUGAGAUAUUACAUUAUUUACAUUCAAAUUGAUUGUUAUAUUUUGUUAAAGUUCAUGCUAUUUACAAAUUCUUCAGAAAAGUCUUUUAGCAAGUAUGACAAAGUUGGUGGCCAGUGUUUCCCGCUUAAAGUCUUUUUUUUUUAAUUAGAAGACUUGUAGUUCGAACAAUGAGCUUUCGACAAGAUGUUCCCACAUCUACAUUCCGAGUCAGUCUGUAGAUUGAAUCGGUAAAGGUAUGAAGCGUUCUUCCCAUGUCCCGACAGAACUUAUCUUUCUGUCGACUCGGUCUUCAAUUUCAGGAAAUAAUUUUCUCAUAUGCAAUCCUUUAUAACUUGCUUUCCAUGUUUUAGUACUGAUUGCUUUGGUACUUCCUUCAUAUGGGAUACAGGAACGGGUUAGAAGCAUGGUGCAAAAUCGUUCCCCUUUGAUCCACUUUGAGCCUGGACCCAUUCCAGCGAGAUCUCCCAGUUUUGUUACAGAUGCCAAACAAGUUUACUUAUUUGCUCUUAAUUUGUAGUUUUCAUUUUUGUGGGUUUUAACACCUGGAUAGAUGUCACACUGUCCAUCUUGAUUUCGGCUUUCUUUUUUAAUGUAUUGGCGUUAGUUCCCAGGCAUUCCAAUGCCCUAAGAAUCGUCAGCAGUUCAUCGCAAAUUAUCCUGAUAUAUAGUGUGUUAUCAUGAAAUAUCGUACCUCAUAGAUUAUGCAGUGCGUGAAUUUAUAGCAAAAACAUACUUAUCAAAAAUUCAUGCGAUAUCUGACAUGUUAAUCAUCUUUAUCACCAACUAUCAUCAAAUCUGGUAUGUGUAAUCAUCCCUAAUCAUCAUUAUAAAAUAUUAUCCUGAUAUAAUUAUAGUUCAUCCUUAGAAAACAACCUUAUUAAAAAUUACUGUGAUAUCUGACAUAUUAAGCAUCACUAUCACUAUCAUCACAUCUGGUGUGUAAAAUCAUCUUUAACUGAUUGUAAAAGCAAUCUCAUAUGCUGCUCAUAUUUUUUUUUUUUUUAAUUAUCCUUGUCAGAGAUUAUCCUUAAUUAUCCUUAUCACCGGGUCCAAUGAAUUAACAAUUCAGAAAAUAAAUUUUCCCUCGUGUCAGAUGUAUAAACAAUCUCUAAAGGAACUAUCAUCGUAUCUGUUGUAAAAGAACCGACAAUCCACCAUCACAGGUUAUCCUGAUAUCUUGGGUAUUAACUGUCCAUAUGACAAAUCAUCAUCAUGGGCAUUUAAUCAUCACUAUUAUGGAUUAUGUAGUUUGUGAAACUAUAGUUAAAACAUACUUAUCACAAAUUCACAAGAAAUCUGAUAUAUUGAUCAUCCUUAUCACAAACUAUCAUCGUUUCUGGUGUUUAUAUCAUCGUGUCUGAUGAAUUAACAAUUCAGAUCAUAAAAUAUCCAUCAUAUCUGUUGUAAGUAAACCACCCGGCAACAUCCAUCAUCACAGAUUGUCCUGAUGUCUUGUGUCCGUAUGACAAAUCAUCAUAUUUAUGUGUAAAAUUGAAAUGAAGGAGAACCUGACGCUAGGAAAACUUGGAUAGAUUUUAAAUGACAAAUAUGUGGGUUUUUUUUAAAUUUAGGAUGUUUUAAA